Messenger RNA from Amphiprion ocellaris (clown anemonefish), 3475 nucleotides. It is a transcript of the gene dhrsx, whose product is annotated as dehydrogenase/reductase (SDR family) X-linked. NCBI's taxonomy places the organism in Eukaryota, Metazoa, Chordata, Actinopteri, Pomacentridae. The record is from RefSeq and is a predicted model, not a curated record. Bases 43 to 1020 code for a protein of 325 amino acids. The transcript is spliced from 7 exons. Gene Ontology annotation, molecular function: oxidoreductase activity.
AACGCGGAGCACACUGCGACUCGGAAGCUGUUGGAACAGAAGAUGUGGCUUUCUUCAGUGCUAGUGCCGCUUCUCAGGCUGUAUUUAUGCGGAGUGAAAGUCCUCUUCUAUCAAAUGUUCAACCGGUCCUUUACGCUACCAGUCUUACCCAAGCAAAAUGGAAGGGUUGCCAUUGUGACUGGAGGUACCAGAGGGAUGGGUUUUGAGACAGCAAGACACCUGGCAAGCCUUGGCAUGCAUGUUAUCAUAGCUGGGAACGAGAGAGAAGAGGGAACAGAAGCCGUCAGGAAGAUUCAUGAAGAGGGCGGCAAAGGAAAAGCUGAGUUUGUCUUUGUGGACCUGACUUCACUAAAAUCCGUGCGCCAGUUCGCUCAGACGUUCAGAGACAGAGGUCUACCCCUCCACGUUCUGGUUAACAACGCUGGGACCAUGUUGGUGCCUGAAAGACAGACAGAGGACGGCUUUGAGUUCCACUUUUGCCUCAACUACCUCGGUCACUUCCUGCUGACCAACCUGCUGCUGGACGUGUUGAAGAAAUCAGGAAAGCAGGGCUGCUGCUCCAGAAUCAUCAAUAUGUCCUCCGCCACACACUACGCAGGAGUUAUAGACAUGGAGGACUUAAACAGAAGGAUCUGCUACAGCUCCCAUGGUGCUUACUCCCAAAGCAAACUGGCUCUGGUCCUCUUCACCUACUUCCUGCAGGAGCAGCUGACGGCCGGCGGCUUCGCUGUGACGGUAAACGCCGUGGACCCCGGCAUGGUGGACACAGCUUUGUACAACAACCUGUGGAGCCUCGCCCAAGCGCUCAAGAAACCUGUGGCGAAGACGCUGUUCAGAACUCCAGCAGAGGGAGCGUCCAUAUCCAUCUAUGCGGCGGCUGCUGCUGAGAUGGAGGGAGUGGGGGGCUGUUAUCUGUACAACGGCGUGAAGACGCAGUCCUCCGAUCUUUCCUACGACUCUGAGCUGCAGGUGAAGCUGUGGAAAAAGAGCUGCGAGCUUGUGGGCCUCCAGAAAGCCUGACUGGCUUUGCUGUAACCUCCAGACUGGUUAGUUCAACGUUGCCACCAGUCACCGAGGGAUGAAAAACGACACCAAGCCACCUCCUCACUUUAUUUUCAACAUCCGGUAUCAUGAAAUAUCCACUUAACGAGUGGUUUCCAGAUUAAAUGUUAGGGCCCGACCAAUAUGGAUUUUUUGAGGCCGAUGCCGAUUCCAAUAUUUGGCAGAAAAAAAUUCCGAUAACUGAUUAAUCGCCGAUUAAUUUAAAAAACAUAUAAUGAACAAAAUUGCUUCUGUUUUUGGUCCCUUAAUGCUUAAAACAAAAAAUAUUUGAACUACAGGCAGAACAUUUUACUGUUUUACAAUACUUUGUCCUUUAGUAUUUCUUUAACUUUACAAUAGAGAGGAAGUUUCAAGUACAACAACAUACCUUGUCUUGUACUUCUUGUUGCUGCAAAUUAGAGGUAGGUUAUAUUACAGGUGAAGUUACUGGAAAAACAUUAUUUCUGCAGCCCUCUGAUGCCCUUUAAUGUUAAAUCACAUUUUCUCUACUCCAUUAUUUCUUUGCCAUGAAGUCAUGACUCCUAUGAACCAAAAUAUAAACCAGAGAACCUUUCUCAGAUGUUAAACAUGUCAUCUUUGACAGAGUUGCAGUUUAAAUAUGUAAUAGUCACAAAUAGUCCGAUACUAAUGUUCCUCCAUAACAACACACACAGUGAGUUGCUGUUCCAGCCUGGGUCAUGUUAUAGUAUUUUCUGAAUACUGUUUUAUGACAAAGAAAGAAUAUAUCGGUAUUUAAUCAGCAAAAUUCUGGCCGAUGCCGAUUAUUUUGAAAAGGGCUACAAUCGGCUGAUAAAUCGGUCAGGCCCUAUUAAAUGUGUCUCACAAGCCCAGCAGUUUUCAUUGAGAAUGUUUUGAAUGAGAUGCGUGUUGAAUAAUAGUGUACUCGAAACUAGUCAAAGUAGCCUCCAUACAAAUGGAAGUAAGUACACCUCUGUGCAAUAUCAAUAAAAUGACCAAUGAUUGUAAAUUCUGUCACCUCUCAAUAACUGUACAAUUUCUGAUGUUAACAGUGGAGUAUUUCCUCUUACUACAUUGGAAAUACAGGCCCCCAAGUAGAAACGAAACUCAGCGUAACUAAACUGACUGACUAAAAACAGCAAAUGCGCCCCUGCAAAAGUACACUUUACGAAAUCACCCGAAAACAAGCCUGAUAUUGAAUAUUUGGAGCACAUUGUUUGGCUAGAUGAGACCAGGAUACAUUUUAUUAAGUCUCAAGGAUAGUAUCCAGCUUGUUUGGCUAAACCAGACAAAACAGUGAAUGCAUAGUCCCGACAGUGAAGCACACAGAUGGGAGUGUGAUUACAUCAGGGCUAAAUGAGUGUAAAGGGUGCUGCUAAAACUGUCAAAAUCACACCAGAUUUUUUAAAAACAAAAGAAAAACUAUGACCUGGUGAAGCACGUCUUCUGACUUCAAUAGAACACUGUUAAAAAAAGAAUGGCAGGGCAACAACCCCCCUCAUAGAUCUGACUGUCAGUAAAGAAAGGUGUACUGACUUAUGCUGUGUAAAGCCUGUAUUUUUAAUACAGGAAAUUUUUACAUUUACAUGAGAGCAACUUCUUUCUUUAACUGUGAAUAAUGAAGCACUCCAAACUGCCACUGCUAACAACUGAAAGUGACCUCCAUGAAUGGAUACAUCACUCACCACUGACUAUAAAUCCCAAAAAAAUUUACUCUUUUUUUAUUUUAUUUUUGCAAUUUCAGUAAUUCUUGUGCCUUAUCUCUCGUACAUGAACCAGCUGUUGUUUUGAUGUACAAACUAGACUGAAGUGAAGCCAGUGCUGAAGUGCCUUAAACCUGCAUUCUUUGCUACAGCCAGCAGGGAGCAGCUCCUCCAGUGGCAAAAAAAAAGAUGUCAAAUUGUAUAAAAGCCUAUGAGAAAAUGACCCUACUUCCUCUAACCUGCUACUCCAGUAAGCAUUUUCUGAUUGAGUUUUUGGCCUCAAUCGCACAUUUCAAGAAUUUCUGAGCACAACAUGAUGUUCGCUUUCUAAAUUGUGGACAGAUCGCAACCACCACUCGCUUUGUUGCUUCCAGUUCCAAAAGUCCAAGAUAUCACUGAUCAAAUUCAAAAUUGAAGGCUCAAAAAUAUCUGCCCAAAACCAAUGAGUCCAUCUUUGUAUAAAGCCUGGAGAUACAUAAUGCAGACUGUGAUGUGUUUUCUGACCUCUGCUGUCACUACAGAUGCUAUUAUCUGUGUGAUUUCUUCUUCGUCAUAACGGUCAUACAGUUUGUUUUCGUGUGCCAAGACACAAAACCACAUUAUUAUGUGAAUCGUUCCAAGUGUUUCUGUUGUGUUAAAUAAUCACCGACAAUCCUUAAUGCCUUAGCAGUGUUUAUGACUCUAUUGAUUGUGCACUAAUGUGAAUUAUGUUGUUAAUUUACAUGAUAAGUAAAACUUUAUUUAAUGUCAAA